Molecule: messenger RNA, 1602 nt
Organism: Podospora anserina S mat+
Lineage: Eukaryota; Fungi; Ascomycota; Sordariomycetes; Sordariales; Podosporaceae
Exons: 2
Coding region: 1-1602 (533 amino acids)
Biological process (GO): GTP biosynthetic process
Cellular component (GO): cytoplasm
Molecular function (GO): IMP dehydrogenase activity
Source: RefSeq, a predicted model, not a curated record
AUGUCGUCCGACCAAGUUCUUGACUGGCGCAAGGCCGAGGAGGUGCUCAACGAGUACAAGAGUCGCGAUGGCCUCAGUGUCCAUGAGCUCAUGGACGCCAAGGCCCAUGGCGGUCUCACCUACAACGACUUCCUUGUUCUCCCCGGCUACAUUGGCUUCCCUGCCUCUGCCGUCACUCUCGACUCCAAGAUCACCAAGAAGAUCACCCUGAAGACCCCUCUCGUGUCCUCGCCCAUGGACACCGUCACCGAGCACGAGAUGGCCAUCCACAUGGCCCUUCAGGGUGGUCUCGGUGUCAUCCACCACAACUGCUCUCCCCAGGCCCAGGCCGACUUUGUCCGCAAGGUCAAGCGCUAUGAGAACGGUUUUAUCCUCGACCCCGUUGUCAUCAGCCGUGAGACCACCGUCGGCGAGGCCAAGGCCCUCAAGGAGAAGUGGGGAUUUGGUGGUUUUCCCGUCACAGAGUCCGGCAAGCUCGGUUCCAAACUUUUGGGUAUCGUCACCAACCGUGACAUCCAGUUCGAAGAUGACUUUGAGAAGCCCAUCUCCGAGGUCAUGGUGACCGAUCUCAUCACGGCCCACGACGGUGUUGACCUCCUCGAGGCCAACAAGAUCCUUGCUGCUUCCAAGAAGGGCAAGCUCCCAAUCGUUGAUUCCGAUGGAAACCUCGUUUCAAUGAUUUCCCGCUCCGAUUUGACUAAGAACCUCCACUUCCCCCUCGCUUCCAAGGCUGCCGACUCCAAGCAGCUCAUCUGCGCCGCCGCCAUCGGUACCCGUCCCGAGGACAAGGCCCGUCUUGCCGGCCUUGUUGAGGCUGGCCUCGACAUUGUCAUCCUGGACUCGUCUCAGGGUAACUCGAUGUACCAGAUCGAGAUGAUCAAGUGGAUCAAGAACGAGUACCCUGACCUCGAGGUCAUUGGUGGCAACGUUGUCACCCGUGAGCAGGCUGCUGCUCUCAUCGCCGCCGGUGUCGACGGUCUCCGUAUUGGUAUGGGCUCCGGCUCUGCCUGCAUCACCCAGGAGGUCAUGGCCGUCGGUCGUCCCCAGGCUACCUCCGUCUACAAUGUUGCUGCUUUCGCCGCCAGAUUCGGUGUUCCCUGCAUUGCCGACGGUGGUGUCCAGAAUGUUGGCCAUAUUGUCAAGGGCAUUGCCCUUGGUGCCUCCACCGUCAUGAUGGGCGGUCUCCUUGCUGGUACCACCGAGUCUCCCGGUACUUCCUUCGUCUCCCGCGAGGGUAAGCUCGUCAAGGCCUACCGCGGCAUGGGUUCCAUCGACGCCAUGCAGGACAAGAAGGCUGGUGGUGGUGGCAAGGACAGCCAGAAGAGCAAUGCUGGCACUGCCCGCUACUUCUCCGAGGGCGACUCCGUCCUUGUUGCUCAGGGUGUCUCUGGUGCCGUUGCCCACCGUGGCUCCGUCAGCAAGUUCGUCCCCUACCUCGCUGCCGGUCUCAAGCACUCCCUCCAGGACAUGGGCAUGACCAGCGUCGAGGAGCUCCACAAGCAGGUCGAGGCCGGCAUUGUCCGCUUCGAGAUUCGCACCCCCAGCGCUCAGCUCGAGGGCGGUGUGAACAUGGAGUCCUAUGAGAAGAAGCUCUAUGCUUAA